Cadophora gregata is the source of this 3042-nucleotide messenger RNA. RefSeq lists its product as uncharacterized. Gene Ontology annotation, molecular function: metal ion transmembrane transporter activity. The coding region runs from base 1 to 3042 and encodes 1013 amino acids. The transcript has 4 exons. NCBI's taxonomy places the organism in Eukaryota, Fungi, Ascomycota, Leotiomycetes, Helotiales, Ploettnerulaceae. The record is from RefSeq and is a predicted model, not a curated record. Gene Ontology annotation, cellular component: membrane. Gene Ontology annotation, biological process: transmembrane transport; metal ion transport.
AUGCAUGGUGUAUUUGACAUGGCUAAUCUCCCCGAUGGCGCGCCAUUUGAAGCUCAGAUGUCAGGGGCUUUGCUUGAUCAUGAGGGGGAUGAAGUUUUCUUAACUCAAAUCAAUCAGGAACUCGUCGCCCAGGAGCGGCGCGUACAGCCUGUUGAACAAGAUUCUACAUUACUGUCUCCUCGGGAAGACCCUGAGCCUUCCAGUGCAGCUGAACCCGGCCAGAGCUCGCCGCAGGAAGCUUUCUCACAAGACCAUACAAGAGUUCUUUCGGAUGCCCUGCCAAAAUUAUCUUCCAGUCCCGAAGUGACAGCUAAUACAGCGAAUCCAUCCCAUCCUCCCGAGACAGUGUAUUCCGGUGCUGGACCACGACCCAACGUUCUGGCUCAACAAAGCAACUCUAGACUUUCACCUUCACCGCCGCCUCUGCCUCCACCACAAUCUAAUAGCCAACCUGUCUCGCGACAGCAUGGCAGGAUCCUGACCCAGCCUAGUGGCUCUGUACGUCCUCCGCCACCCAGAGAUAUAGAAAUAAUAGAGCAGAAGGAUAUUUUCUUCAAUGAUUCAGCAGACUACCGGAUCAACAUAAAUUACGAGCGUAUGGUACGGCGUGCAACGGUGAUCUCUGACAGGUUGAAAACAGGGCGGUUCCGUAACCAUGUUCGCCUUGACCGCGGAAGGAUCGCGAUUGUUGACUAUGCAUCCUCCGAAGAGAUCCGGCAUCAGGAAUGGGAGGAGAACAAGAGUCUUCAUCCUGGGUCGCCUUUCCCUUUCUCCGGCUUUCUGAGAGGUAAUGCUCAUGAUGUAACACGCCGCCUCAUUAUCAUUGAAGAUCUCUUUCCUUCUAUAAUCACCUUUCUCGUUGGUAGGUUUGGCAUAUCUCCAGAAUUCUUUGAGGAACAUUUAAACAACUCUGGCUAUGGUGGCGAAGGCUUCAACGACAAAAGUCCCAAGACCUGGAAGACCGCCGGCAUGAGGAAAUCCUAUGUGUCAAUGAAAUGGUACCGGCCGGCCUGGAGACUGUCCAUGCCACCUUUCUCCCAGAAGCAACUGGAUGACUUGUUGGACCCUGAUGUUGGAAUCCUAAACUUCCCUCGCGGAAAAUGGAGAGCCACGACAUUCGAAAUGAAUUCUAAUAUUUUCCGGCAGGCGUGGGACUUGCGGACAGAUCCGAGAUCAACAAAUCGUGAGAAGCGCAUGUGUGGGCUUGAAGAGCGUGCUUCUGUGUGGAAAGGCAAGAUGCCUGGCACCAAAUGUGAACUUGUCGUUUUAUUACUUGAUCCAUUACCAGCUCUCAAGGAGUUUUCCAUUCGCUACUAUUGGCCCAAACAACCAACUCGACGCCAAGGCGGUGGUUCGAAUGAGACACAGACAAGCGACAGCCACUCACUACUGACGGACAUGGAAUCCGGUGAUACUUCCGCUUCUCAGACAACUUACUCCGAUGAAUCGUCUAUAAGUGUCUCCAAACGCCACACUGAGUCCACAGGAUGGCUAAGAAUUCUACCUGAUUGGCUUCUCAAACUAUUCAAGCUGGAUGAGUCUCAAUCACAUGCUCGUAUAGAAAGUAUCGCCACCCCCAAACCAAUACGGCCAGUAAUUGAGCACAUUGGCUCUCGGGUCCCAUUGGAGAAUACAAUGGAAGAAUCACUACUGUCCCAAGGUUUGGCGGACGCAUUACGAAAUAAGCUAUACGAUACGAGCCCCACAUUCACGACAUUCAGUGAAUAUUUUGAUGCUGGCGCAAGCAUGGAUCACAGUUGGCCUUUUGGUCCGUUGACGCCGCUCUAUGAAAUCGUCUGGAGAGACGUCGAGGGGCUCUUGAAGAUCAUACAGGAUAUUCUCGACGGCAUAGAUAAUGAUAUUCUGGAUGAUGACAAGAUGGAAGACCGCUUGGUGAUCUGGAGACAGAUUCUUACACGUGCUCAGCUUGAAUUACCUCAACUGAAGAAAUCAAUGCUGCAAUUCUUCACUUUUAUUUUUCUAGAGGACCAUACGCUUGAUCGCGAGAACCAGCUGGACGCAUCCGUCACCAAUACUGGUAUGCAGAGUUGUCUAGACGCAAUCGACGAGAUGAUAGUUAGGCUUCAGAGUGUUUCAUCAUCCUUAACAUCCAACAUGGCGCUCCUCGACAGCCGGCGAUCCAUAGCAGAAGCCAAAAGUAUUACUCGCCUGACGGAGUUGGCCUUCUUGUUCAUACCUCUAACAUUCGCGGCAACAAUCUUUGGCAUGGAGAUCGAACCGUUCAAGGAUCCAGUACCAUUAUCAACGUUCAUAAUCCUCGCCGUCACACUCAGCGGCUUCUCAUAUGCAGCAAGACUGGUAAUUCGAAGCUCAUGGGUCAUUCGAGUCAAAUACUCAUCAAAAGAAAGCAUCAAGCGAUUUGCUGAUCGACAGCAGCAUCCAGUGCAAGGCGGGUAUAUACCGACCACUCUUGCUCUUCAAUGGCUAUACUAUUUGAUCCUGUAUCACUUCAAGUCCGCAAUUUCCGUUACUGCGAGCUUCCUGGUCCUUGUAGUAGUCGCGCCCUUUUCGCUCGCAUGGAGAUUACUGACCCCUUUCGAAAUCAUACUCAAGCCACUGACAUACGUCGGACUGAUUUGUGUAUUACCACUGUCAAUUCUCUGGACUCGCGAUCUGAACCAUGAUAUCCAAGUUGCCUUGACUGUCGCAAGCGUCUCCUCGGUUUCGAUUCUCGUCUGUGUAUCUUUCUGGAGAUCGAGUGACCCUGACACCCGGAGAGCUCUCCCGAAUCUAUUGAAGAGGGAAUAUCAGCUAUUCAAAGACGGAGACUCUGUUCUAUUCAAAAUUGUCUCAUGGGUUGGGAGUGCAGCAGUGUUCCUUGUUCCGAUAGCGUUGCUCUGGUCCAGACCGACAACUUCCGGUAUCAGAGGUGCAUUGAUGGCUGGAUUGGGCUUAAUAUUUUUGGCAAUCUGCGCUGGAUAUGGGAUCUUCAGGCUUCUUUACGUGGCUCGGACAGGGAGUUUUAGUGAUUUUGACAGCGAAAGUGGCAGCGAAGUUGAUGAAAACGAGAGCGACACGUAG